AGCCAAUACAGUAGGUGGCGCCAUGCACCGAUAAUACUUGUUUGCGGACCGCCGUAAUACCCCAGAAGAAGCAGUUGCUGAUGAUCCAGAGGUCUACGGAGAAUAAUCGUGUUUUUGUUGGAAUGGUUCGUUCAAAAUGUCGGAGUGACGACACCAUCACAAGACGAGAAGGAAUGCUCAGCAGCAGCUCCAGAAGGCAGAGUGGCGAUACGCCUUUGAAGUCAGGUUUCACAAGAGGCAAACUGAAGCGACUCUUCCCUAAACCCCUCUGCGCACGGCCAAAAGGCCAUGUUCUGUCACCCAUAAAUGAGUCAACAUGCACUGAUCACAGAUCUGUCUCGUCAACUGCUCCCUGGAUGAACAGAAUACUGGAAUCAAAUGGAACUGAGAGCACAAUACAUUAUAGCACAGAAGACGGUUCAAAUUCACAAGUGGGUGUUUCCUCCCUCCUGUCGGAUUGUGAUGAGACUGACUCUGCUGACAUCUCCAGCGAUACUAGCUCCAGCAGUCUGCCUUCACCUGAGCAGUUCCGCAGAGAGAAAGUCUAUGAAGAGAUAGUGGCCUUCCCCAGUGAGGAGAUGUUGGACCUGAAUGUAAAGAACUCCACUCUCCUAGAUGUCAGCCAUGCUGAGGACAUCCACAUGCAGCAGCCUCCUAACCUGUCCUCCAUCAUUGACAUUUCCCAAAUGAAUGAUGAAAAAGAUCAGGAAAAAAGACGUUUAGCGCUACCCAUUAGAAGUACAUAUUCAGACAAGCUGUUCAAUGCCUAUGUGUCAGUUGAAAGCACACCCCUAGCUGGAGGAGUAACUGUGCCCUCAGUCCCCAAGAAAACACAAAGGCCAGUGACGAUUAGACCCAGGAAGAUCAAAUGCAGGAAGAGAGUCAAAUUUAGUGACUCUGUUACCACUGAGAAGAUGGUAGUGAACAAUGUGGAGCCUGUCAGUGACCACACGGUCAGUGAGAGGACCAGAGACACAGUAGACAACAGAGAGACUGCUGCCCCUGAAGUAGUCCCUCAAGUCCUGAAAAGACCCACACAUCACUCACCAGAGCAAGCCAAGUUCUUUGACUUUGCAGACGAGAAAGAAAGAAACACCUUCUUUCAAAAGUUGAGGAAGAGGUACUCCUCCGUGAGGAGUAUAUUCGCCAAUGUUGGUGGGCGUUCGACAGAUGCAUUUGAAGAUGAGGGUAAUGUUUGUUCAAAGAUAUAAGUACCCAGUAGUUAAAAGGCUGAACCAUCUGUGCAAAGUGUACCGCUUCCAGUCCUCCAGGAAGUAAAGCCACCACAACUUGUAAAAGCUGUCGUCAAUAACGGACACUUCUGAUCCCUAAAGGUUUUCACAUGGACAGACAGGUUGUUGUGGUUAAAUAAAAUAAAAAAUGAAAUUCUGUUGCUGUAAUAGAUAAUGUAGAUACAUAAUGUACAAUUAUUUUAAUUUAAUCAACAUAAUAAAUUGAUAAAAUUACA
Messenger RNA from Salmo salar (Atlantic salmon), 1468 nucleotides. RefSeq lists its product as uncharacterized. NCBI's taxonomy places the organism in Eukaryota, Metazoa, Chordata, Actinopteri, Salmoniformes, Salmonidae. Gene Ontology annotation, biological process: meiosis I sister chromatid cohesion; meiotic sister chromatid cohesion, centromeric; female meiosis chromosome segregation. Gene Ontology annotation, cellular component: kinetochore. The record is from RefSeq and is a predicted model, not a curated record.